AAGGCAGUAUGACAGACAAACAUGUUCUCUUUGACAGGAAGCAAACUAACAAAGGUAUCAAUGGAGAUAAGAGCAUCAUCAAAAUUGUUCAUUCCCAUGGAAAUGAAACUAUUGAUGUAGCAGAGAAAUGUCAUCCUGGUUUACACACUCCAGUUCCAGCCGGCUUUUACCUCAAUGAUGUGUGGACGUCCUUUGUCUGUAGCACCCGACAUUUUACAACCCAAACGACAACAGAGUGCCUGAAAGACAAACACAUUUACAUGAUGGGAGACUCUACCAUGAGACAGUGGUUUGAUUUCUUUGUGAAAGUAGUACCAACCCUGAAACAGAUGAACCUGCAUGUCCAAUAUCAGUCAGGGCCGCUCCUAGCAGUGGAUGUGAAGAACAACAUUGACUUACACUGGAGGGCUCACGGCAUUCCUCUGCGCAGUCGAAAAUCAGCAGUUGCUAAUCUGCACUACAUCAGUAAUGAGAUCGAUGACCUGGCUGGAGGAUCCCACACGGUCAUUAUGUUCCAUAUGGGGCCCCAUUUCACCACGUACCCUCUGGAUUUCUACACCCAUAGAGUGUUGAGGAUCCGCAAAGCUGUUCUAGCAUUGUUACAGCGGGCGCCUGACACUACCGUUAUAAUCAAGACUGUCAACACUGGUUAUAAGGAUAUUUUCGGGAGUGAUUGGUAUUCUCUACAGUUGGACAGAAUUCUGCAUGAUAAUAAAAAACUCUGUUAA
Messenger RNA from Sinocyclocheilus rhinocerous, 728 nucleotides. Its product is annotated as NXPE family member 3-like. The transcript has 4 exons. The record is from RefSeq and is a predicted model, not a curated record. Lineage: Eukaryota; Metazoa; Chordata; Actinopteri; Cypriniformes; Cyprinidae. The coding region runs from base 9 to 728 and encodes 239 amino acids.